AAAAAGAAAAAGAAAAGAAAAGAAAAUUUGCACCAGUAAACAAGAAUUGGAGACAAAUGGAGAUGUUUUGGAAGCAUUAGCAAAGCAAAAGUGUCCCACUCAAGAAGUCUACUGUAAAAAAAAAAAAAAAAUCUUCAAUAUUCCACACUUUUCAAUGUUUAAAAAGGCUAUAAUGUUCACAAAGGCUGCAUUUAUUUGAUUAAAAACAGAUAUAAAAUGUUCUGAAUUGUAUUUUAAAUUAAAAUAAAAUGUAUCCGUGUAAUGCCAAAUGUUUAUAUCACGAUUCUGCCUUUCUCACAAUUCUGACAUUAUUUCUAAGAAUAUCUCAUUUAUAUCUCACAAUUCAGAAUUGUGAACUGCAAAGUUGCAUUAUUUCAUUUGCUCUCCAGUGGAUCCUCUGUAGUGAAUGGGUGCCAUCAGAAAGAGAAUCCAAACAGGUGAUAAAGUCAGUAUUGUGAGAUAUAAAUUCGCAAUUCUUAGAAAUUAAGUCAGAAUUGUAAGAUAUAAAAUUGAAACCAAAGUAAAACCAAAAAAAGGAAUUGCGAGAUUUAAAAAAAUAAAUACAAAUAAAAUAAAUAAAUCGCAAUUACCUUGUUUUAUGUUUUUACACAGUGCAGAAAUGGUCUUUCAUAGAAACUAACUGCAACUGUGAAGUAAUUAGUAAGUUUUGAUAUUUAUAUUUGACUACAAAGUAUUGCAAAUAUGGCUCGUGCAAUACCACCAAAAAACCUGCAAUCUAAAAUCAGUUUAAUGCCUGUAAGAAACGACACGUGUAACAGGUUAUAACUGUUAUAACUAGAAGGAAGGUUUAAGCUCUGGGUAAAGGCACCGAAGCCUUAAUUAAUGAUUAGGGCUUAAACCGCAUUAGGGUCAUGCUUUCUUGCCAAUUAUACUAAAAAAACACUCGAGCAUGAAAUGGCUCAUAAAGUCGGCAGCAGCCGCAACAGAGAGGAUAUUGAAUCUCAAGCGUCGUGUUUGCAGAGCAGUGCAGCUCCAGCCUCCCAGUGCGCCCUAUGUCCACAGAAACGUACUCUUUAAAUGUUAGAUGCUUUAUUUACCUCGCUACAUAUGAUUGUAGCUGUUCACAUAGUUUUGCCUCUCAAGGCAGCAUGUUUGCCAUUUUGGAACCGGCUGAGGCAGGUGCUGAUAGUAGAGGUGGAGGGGGGUUUGACUAACGCUCCCCAAAGAGAUCAGUGCUUGGUGAACUGCAGUUGAUCCUCUACUCCUGAAGAUCAGCAUGAGGUACACUCCUCCCAUAAAGCAACACCUUCCCAGGUGGUUUGGCACAGAUAACGUGACCUCCUCUUACCACAUCUUCCAGUGUGAUCUCUGUCGUUGAAUGAGCAUUUGUGUUCUUCUUCGUAAAUGUCUGCAUUUGAACGCACAUGUAAACAUGCAGUGGACGGCGGUGGUUUAUGCAGCAUUGAUGAUCGGUUCCAGUAUCUGCUCCGUGUUGGGGAACUUGGUAUUAUUGUUGGUGGUGUUACUCAAUCGGAGUUUGCAAACGGACACCUGGGGUCUCACUUUGAGCUUCUGCCUAUGUGAUCUGGCGUUGGGCAUCUCCACUAUUCCUUUUGGUGUCCAUAACAGCCUUUUUCAAGUCAAGAGCUACCCUAGUAAGAGUGCCACCUGCAAGGGAAGCGCCUUUCUGUUUUUGUUGCUCCAGCUCGCCUCAAUCCAUUCUCUCACCUGGGCGACAGUCGACAAGUUCACGGAGAUCUGCUUCGCCCUCAGCUAUCCUGUGAUCUUCACAGCAUAUAGGGCCAAAAUCAUCCUCGCAAUAGUAUGGGUCUACAGCAUCCUCACCGCAGCUCUGCCACUCUUUGGUUUUGGUAGUUACGUCUACAGCGAGACAAAGUUCCUCUGUGUUCCCAACUUCAAGCCGUCCAGCAUCGCCUUCAACAUGCUCUUCAUGGUGGUGGGAAUCAUCAUUCCCGUUGUACUGAUGUGCUCCAUGUAUGGAUAUAUAGUGCAUAUAGCCAGGAACCAGGUGCGACGAGGGACGUUUGUUUGCAACGAAGACCAUUGUUUCUACGUGCCAGCCAGUAGUUACUUCAAAAGCUCCAUAGUAAUGGUGACCACCACAGUGUGCCUGCUUGUUUGCUGGCUGCCAUACAUCGUUAUCUGCUUCUAUGAGACACUGACGGGAAAAGAGAGCCCGCAGCCUGCCUCGGCUGUUGCCACAUGGCUCGUACUCUUCACUUCAGCUCUUAACCCAUGGAUCAACUCCAUGACUCAAACGAGGUACAGAGCAGCACUGCGCAAAACCCUGAAUAAAAUCCAGCAGAUGUUUGAGUAUCCUCGUAAAAACUCCCAGUGCACGACCAUACAGCCACGCCGCGAGAGCAACAGCUUCUCCUCGCCAGCUCCCAGUGUACCUCCGGCACUACAAACAAACAACCAACCUCAGCAAGAACUCACGCUGGUUUGAGCGCGACCCUCACUGACCUUUGGUGGUUUCAAUAGCAUAGAAAUAAUCAUGACUUAAGGAAGCGUCUGCAGCAUCGCUUCACCCCAGAACAAGAGGACACUGGGUUGGCGGAGCUAACCAGAAGCAAUUUCGCUGCUUAUGAUGUAAACAGAUUUCAUGCAGAAAGAAAAAAACCUUGUGAUAUUUUACAGUAAACGCAUCUUGAAGACAGAAGAGAAAAAAGGACUUUUGCUUCAGAAGUUGUAUUGUUUUCUUUUGUGACUUGAACACAAACAAUGAUUCAUUUUUUUUUUCUAAAUGAAUGCUUUCUCUAAAAUGUUCAGCAUCUGAAACUGCCAAUCACAGUUCAAUUGCUUUCAGGAACUGCAUCCAUGAUGGCGCAAUCUGAACUGACGCAUUUCACAAGCUACAUAAAACAAAUAAAUUAAAGCUCACACCAAACUCUAAAAUGAUUAUUCACUGUACAGUAACUGUGUAAGCCCUCAAACACUAUACGAAUAUUUCACCAAAAUAAAAAUAAAAAAAAUUGCAAAAAAAUGUAAACAAUCAACUCAUUCAAAAUGAAGAUGAAUUGUUUCAUAUUUUCAUAUUUGGAGAAAUUCCACUUUCUCACCAAUGGAUCCUAUGCAGUGAAUGGGUGCCACCAAAAUCAGAGUUCAAAUAGCUGAUAAAAACACAAACACUAGUAAAAAUGUUUUGUCAAGAUUUUUUUUUUCUUGGAGAAAGCGUUAUUAUGGAUUAUGGAAUUACAUUUUAGCAAGAAUCAAAAUUUGGAACGUUUUAAAGAUGCAUUUAAUUCUUACAAACAUGCAGCUUUUCACUUCACUAGAUGUUAUUUGAUGUACUGGAGUGGGGAUGUUUAUAUCACCCGUUUAGAUUCUCUUUCUGACGGCACCCAUUCACUACAGAGGAUCCACUGGAGAGCAAAUGAAGUAAUGCUAAAUUUCUCUAAAUCUGAUGAACAAACAAGCUGAUCUACAAGUAAAAUGUUUCUUUUUUUGGUGAACUAUUCCUUUAAAACCAUACAUACUCAGAACAACAAAAUAAAAAUAAAAUGAGUAACUUUGAAGACAAGACUUGCACCAAAUUAUUCUCUGUAAUAAAUUUUUCACGUCCUGUUCCUCCAUAUACCGUGCAGUAUUUGGAAUAAUUUAUUUACAAUUCUAUCUUUUGAGAAUCACUAAAAUAUAUAAAAGGUUAAAAACUACUGCAGUGAAGUAAUGCUUUAAAUUGAAAUGCAGUUUAAAAUAACAAUAUAUAAUUUCAUGUAUGAGGAAAGUUUGCCCUCUAGUGGACCACCUGCAUUUAAGACGGAAAUCUACAAGCAAUCCAACUCCAUGAAUCAACAGCCACAGUAUCUGAGACUUUUGUAAUGCUCCGAGGCCAAGUUUUGCUUCACAGUAAUACAAAAAUACAAUUUUGGGACAAGCCAAAAUUAUUUUCUGUAGUAAUCCAAAACCAUCCUUCAUAAUGCCUGCUUCUAAACAUGUAUGUCAAGGACUACUGUAAGGAAAUCCAACAAUUAA
Molecule: messenger RNA, 3957 nt
Organism: Carassius auratus (goldfish)
Lineage: Eukaryota; Metazoa; Chordata; Actinopteri; Cypriniformes; Cyprinidae
Product: adenosine receptor A3
Exons: 3
Coding region: 1340-2431 (363 amino acids)
Biological process (GO): G protein-coupled receptor signaling pathway
Cellular component (GO): membrane
Molecular function (GO): G protein-coupled receptor activity
Source: RefSeq, a predicted model, not a curated record